AUGGAGCCUGGUCCUGACGCGCCUGCUGGUGGCGGAGGAACCAGUAGUACUGCGCCAGCGGAAGCCGGGCCGUCGCCGUCGCCGUUGUCGUCCUCGGCCGCCGCCGCAGCAGCCUCGUCGUCGAGCCGGCAGCAGGCAGAGCAGGAAGGGCCGCCGCAGCAACAAGCCGGAGCACAGCAGCUGAGGCAACAGCCGGCAGCAACCCCAGCGCCGGCGGCCCAGGCGGCUCAGCCGCAGCCACUGGCGCAGCAGCCUCCGCCUCCGCCGCCACCGGCGGGGCUGAGCCGGUACGAGUCGCAGAAGCGGCGCGACUGGAACACGUUCCUGCAGUACCUGCGGAACCACAAGCCGCCGCUGACGCUGGCGCGCUGCAGCGGCGCGCACGUCAUCGAGUUCCUCCGCUACCUGGACCAGUUCGGCAAGACCAAGGUGCACGCCGAGGGCUGCGCCUACUUCGGCCAGCCCAACCCGCCGGCGCCCUGCGCGUGCCCGCUGCGCCAGGCCUGGGGCAGCCUCGACGCGCUCAUCGGACGCCUCCGCGCCGCGUACGAGGAGUCGGGGGGCCGCCCGGAGUCCAACCCGUUCGCGGCCAAAGCCGUGCGCAUCUACCUGCGCGACGUAAGGGAGGCGCAGGCCAAGGCGCGCGGCAUCCCCUACGAGAAGAAGAAGCGCAAGCGAGGGAGCGCGGCAGCUCCUCCAGUCGCGCCGCCUCCUGUUGUAACCGCAGGGACGACGUCAGGGGCCGCCGGCGGUGAGGAGGAGGACGACGACGACGACGAACCAUCGCCGUCUGCAGGUGAACCACAACAGCCGGCGUCCGCCUCGGCUCCUCCUCCUGCAAGUACUUCCAGCGCUAGUGCAAGUAGUAGCAGUGCCGCCGCGGCCACGACGACGACGACGACAAGGAAGGAGGAAGAAGGAUCCGCGCCAAGCUCGUGA
This is a messenger RNA of Miscanthus lutarioriparius, 939 nucleotides long. NCBI's taxonomy places the organism in Eukaryota, Viridiplantae, Streptophyta, Magnoliopsida, Poales, Poaceae. The record is from the annotation of a GenBank genome assembly.